CAUACCUACUUGUAGACUCCAUACAGUGCUUGGACAGUCCCAUGUCUCAUCACACCCUCAACCCUUGACUUUCAACAUCAACCUCGAAACCUCACUUCAAGUCGUCUUCAAAGACAGUUGACGUCCACCACACCCACAACCUCUCUCAUCUCACUCCCUCAUGUCAAUCGACCUCAGCUGGGAAACCGUCACCGGCGGGCCCGACGGCCAAGAGCUCGCCCAUAAAAUUCGCGAUUUCAUUCACAACAAAUUCCAGUCCGUCCCUCUACCGCGUUUCAUCAAGUCCGUCACCGUCCAUGACUUUGAGUUUGGCUCCAUCCCUCCCGAGAUCGAGCUAAAGGAUAUCACCGACCCUCUCCCCGAUUUUUACGAAGAGCAACCCGGUAUAGAUUCCUCAGAGGAAGAAGACUCCGAAGAAGACAUCGCCUACGAAAAUGAAGGCGAAUAUCUUGACGACCCAGCCGAGCAGUACGGCAGGCUGAGAGGCGCCUCAGCCUCCGAAUCACGGCGAAGACUCACAGUAAACAGCAGUACCGGAAGUGGCAGAACCAGCGGCGGAAACGGAAGCGGCGGGCCGAACUCAGGCAGAGUAGCCUACCUCCCACCGCACCUAAACCCACACUACAACGGCAGCGGCAACAACAGUUCUCAAAGCCUGGAUCGAGAUGGCAGAUACUACCGGGACCCAAACACAACAGGCGGCGGUCCCGCCCACGGCACAAACCAUCAUCACGCCGACCUAGGCUCCCCCUUCCUCGGCGUCUCCACCCCCGGAAUCCCCGGCGGCACCUCCAACUUGAACUUGCACUACUUCACCUCGCAAUUCACCGCCGGCCUUUCCGGGACACAAACGCCUCUAGCCGCCGUAGCCGGCGCCGCCCACCAACGCGGCCCCUCAUGGAUAACAGACCAACAACAAAAUAACAUGUUACCAGGAGUCGGAGGAGUAGCAGUAGGAGGAGGAGGAACAGCAGCAGCAGGCCAAGGCCUUCACAGCUCAUCCACGCCCAACCUCCGGCUCCACUUCCCCGGAGUCGGAACUACUAAAAACGCCCCGGGACCCAGUCCCCUCACCGGCUCCAGCACCCCGUUAGGCGCCCUGGGAACCGCCGGAGGCGUGGGAGGCAUCGGCCGCGGAAUGGGCAUGGCGGGCAUGGGAAGCAUGGGUAUGGGUGGCAUGGGAUACCCACCGACUGCUCCUGUGCUUGCCAUUCCCACAGGUCCGAGACACAAGAGGAAUCCUUCUUCGCAGAGCUCGAAUUCGGUGGGUGAUUAUAGCCCUGUUGCAGCGCCGGCGGCGGAGAGACAGGGGUUCUUUUCGCCAUCGUCUUCUUCGCGAACUUCGCCGUCGGCGGCGGUGGGAUUGGGAAUCGGAAGAGGGCUGCCGGCUGGUGCGCUGGGAGGGGCAGGAUCAGGACUACUGACCGGCAGCGGACCGAGUAGGCUACAGAUUCCCAAGCAAGGAUUGAGGGAGAAGCAUAGCGUGUCUACGUUGGCGCCUAACUCGGCUGGACCGUCGUCGUCGAGUAAUCAUAAUCAUGCGGGGUCGGCGAUUCUGGACGAUGAUGAUGGGUUUUUGGAUGGGAUGCAUGAUAGAGAUCCGGUCCAACAACACCUGGACGUUGAGGAAGAUGAAGAGGAGGAAGAGGAAGAGGAAGAAGAAAGACAACGGUUUCGGGAACCAAGAGUGGAAGACAUCCAAGCUGUGUUCCGCAUAAAAUACGCUGGCGACGUGAAGCUGUUGUUGACGGCUGACAUCUUGCUGGAUUAUCCCAUGCCCAGCUUUGUGGGGAUUCCGGUGCGGUUGAGCAUUACCGGAUUAACGUUCGAUGGCGUGGGGGUGGUGGCGAAUAUCAGGAAGAGAGUGCACUUCUGCUUUUUGAGCCCUGAAGAUGCGGUGGCUGCUGUGGGCGGGGAGGAGAACAAGGCUGCUGGGAGCGGGAAUGGUGUCGGGAUAGGAGGAGGCAGCGAUGGGGCCAAGACGAAGAUGGGUGGGCUGUUGCAAGAAAUCCGCGUUGAAAGCGAGAUUGGGCAGAGGGAAAGUGGGAAGCAGAGCUUGAAGAACGUGGGUAAGGUGGAAAGGUUCGUGUUGGAGCAGGUGAGGAGGAUCUUUGAGGAGGAGUUUGUUUAUCCUAGCUUUUGGACGUUCUUGGUGUAGUGGUGCUCACUUCAUACUAACC
This is a messenger RNA of Neurospora tetraspora, 2180 nucleotides long. RefSeq lists its product as uncharacterized. Gene Ontology annotation, molecular function: lipid binding. Gene Ontology annotation, biological process: phospholipid transport; mitochondrion organization. Bases 161 to 2158 code for a protein of 665 amino acids. Lineage: Eukaryota; Fungi; Ascomycota; Sordariomycetes; Sordariales; Sordariaceae. The transcript has a single exon. The record is from RefSeq and is a predicted model, not a curated record. Gene Ontology annotation, cellular component: ERMES complex.